This is a messenger RNA of Babesia microti strain RI, 2451 nucleotides long. RefSeq lists its product as hypothetical. NCBI's taxonomy places the organism in Eukaryota, Apicomplexa, Aconoidasida, Piroplasmida, Babesiidae. The coding region runs from base 1 to 2451 and encodes 816 amino acids. The transcript has 3 exons. The record is from RefSeq and is a predicted model, not a curated record.
AUGAAUUGGAAACUUCUAGCGGCAGACUCGGAGACUAUCUCCGUGGGUUCCACAAUGACUUCAACCCUUCCAGGUGUUUACCGUUUGAUCCGCCAAAAUGCUAUAAACGUUGCAAAGGAGAGUUUUGCACUAAAGAAACGUCCGGUUCCACCGUACAGCAUUACGGCAGAGACUCUCAUGAACGAGAUACGACGGUUUGACCUAGACUAUCGCAACAGGAAGAAGCGCAACAAAUCAAUUGUUAUUAUGAAUAAAGAGUUAACCACUAGUUUUGAUACACCAACCAAUGUAACAUUCCCGGACCCUGGAACUUCAGUAACGAUUGAUAGCAAUUUGCAUACUGACUUUCUUAGGUGGGAGCGGGAGAAAAUGAUGGUCCUUAACAAUAUUCAAAAUAGACAUAAAAGGACAUCCGUCAUAACAUCGUCUACCUCGUUUGAUUUCAAGACAAAUGAUAUACCGAGAGAAUCCACUGCAUUCAAUGAUUACCAUGAAAUGAUCUUAAGAUGGCUAGACACAUGCUAUAUUGCAAAAGACCCUAUUCCAGAAACUAUUACGAAUGCUUUUAAGAACAUUUAUGCUAAUGAAAUAGUGCAUGAUGACCUAAAUGAUAUUGUUGAUAUGAUCCUCGCCUGCGGUAAAGCCGUGGCCACUAAAACUGGAUUUAUUGGCUGUUUAUCGGUGAUAUUGCGUUACUUGGAGACUUUGAAUAGACAAGUACUGGAAAUGCCAGAAUCAUACUCGGAUUUUGACCAGCUAAGCCGCAUAAUCGCAAUUGCCAAUGAAAAGUACAAGCGUGAUUCGCUCAAGAUAAAUGAUGAGUACUUUUUUUACAUCCUCUAUCUACUAUUAAAAACAGGCAAUAUUACUGGACUGGAAUAUUUGUCGAGCAAUAAAAGUGAAUCUUUAUGGAAAGAUUACGAGUUAGAUCCACCUCCACUAUAUUCAAAAUUUUGCAUGUCAUUGGUUAAUGUCAUUAAAUACACUAUUGAUCCUGUCAAAAAUGCUGCAUCCAUUCAUGAUCGCCAAUUACUCACUCUCGACAUUAAUAGGUCCUCAAUUUCUCGUAAUCCAGAUAUGGAUAAUUAUCCUUUCUACAAACUAUUGAUCUACAACAUAUUACUACCUGAGAUAGCACGGGACAAAGAUCACCCCUUUACCAAACUUAAUUCAUUAGACGAUAUCAAUCUUAUAUUUGAGAAGAUUUGGUAUCGUUUGCAUUUGAUUUUGAUGGGUUCGCCCACAACAAUGCCUCAAUCAGUCGCCAAUUUAUGUAAGGAAAUCACCACAGUUGGGCUGUCUUAUAUGUCAAAAUUGUCCAAAGAUUCAACAAUUAAGCAAGUAACGUCUAAAUUAUUACUGUAUUGUAAGUUGCAGUGUUGUGGUGGCUGCUUCUUCGAAACUCUUCGUCUAAUGAUGUGCACAUGUCAAAUACCAACAGUACAGCAAGUUGCAAUCAUGUUAACCAGUUACUUGGAUAAAUGUGGCGUUUUUAGUGAUGGUCAAAUGAAUUAUGUAUCGAUCCAGUUGUGGGAGUUACCGGAGCAUGUUUCGGGCAUCCCAUAUUUGCUCAAGGUUGCUUAUAGUUCUCGUAGAAAAGUUUUAGUUGAUACUAAAAUUUGCUUCGCCGCCAUUACUAUGAAUUGCAAAACCAAUGUUUUGUAUGCUAUAGCAGAGAAUUACCAGGAAGUGAUGAAUAGUGACAUGCUUGGCACAAUUGUCCCACCAACUACUCCAAUUUAUGACUCCCAAUCUGGUAACCCCAAUAUGUUGCCCGGGGUAAAAAUUGGUCCCCUGCUUAACAAGCUAUCUAAAUUAACCCAAGUUGAGCAUGUUUCAAAAAUUGCAAUUGACACUAUUGCCAAGUAUGCUAUCGCUCAGAACAAAUAUGCAGAGGCUUACAAUUGUUACUACUCAAUUAAUAGUGUCGACGGUAUGCUCAAAGUUAUAGAUUCUCUUUUGAAGCAGAUUGUUUUUGAGAAUAUAGAUCCCAAAUUGGGCAAGGAGGAGAUAAAGGAGCAUAAUCAGUAUCCGUCGAUUAUAUGUAGUAUGUAUGAUGCUAUAAGGGUUAUUUACCCUUCCGAUGCCAAACUAUUACUACUUGAACCCAAAAUAGAUUGCAUGAGGAUUAUAGCUCUUGACUAUAACGAAAAGUACAAUGAAGCAUUUAACUUUUCCAAGGCAAAACGUAUAUUUUCUAAUGGCAUACGAAUUUUAGCAACUGAAAAUGAUAAUGUUCACCUUCUAGCAUUUUCUUCGUUGGUAAACUCGAUCAAACAAUUAAUAUUCACUUGUCAGAUGCCUUGCAACAUAAUUUCCGAAACGGAAGCGAAUUAUUUAGUGGAUUUGCUGGACGCCGCUUACAAAAAUUCCAAAUCUAGCAAGAAAUUGAUAGUCAAAGCGUUACACGACUUGUUAACCUUUGUAAAUAUACAUAACACGAAUAUGUAA